This is a messenger RNA of Lycium barbarum (goji berry), 1629 nucleotides long. RefSeq lists its product as uncharacterized. The record is from RefSeq and is a predicted model, not a curated record. The transcript has 5 exons. The coding region runs from base 1 to 1614 and encodes 537 amino acids. NCBI's taxonomy places the organism in Eukaryota, Viridiplantae, Streptophyta, Magnoliopsida, Solanales, Solanaceae.
AUGAUCGAGAAGAACCGGUUUGUGGAAGCGGACAAGGUCUACCUUAGCCAAGAUAAUGCUCGUUUUUCUUCGAGGCUUGGUGAACUCGAAGCCACUGUCUCUCAACUCCGGCGGGAUCUUGAUUCGGUCAAGACUGAUGCCGUGAACAUGGCCGAGAGGCAUCGGCUGCUUGAAUCCGAGAGUGCUAAGUUUUGUCGAUUUGACAGUGACAAAGAAAUAAUGGCAAUUGAGACUGGAACUCCCUCUGCGAAUAUUGCACCAGCGGUUACUCCUACAACUCGUACCGCUGUGCCACCGGCUGAGAAACCUGUGAAGUUCACCGGUGCCAACUUUAAAGGAUGGCAGCAAAGAAUGUUCUUUUGGCUUACCACCCUUGGUAUGCAAAAGUUCACCAGUGAGGACCCUCUCGUGCCUGCCGCCGACAUGCCUGACAACCAAAAGUUCAUGGUUACUGAGCCUUGGAAACAGGCUGAAUUUUUGUGCAAAGGCUACAUUUUGAGUGCCUUAGAAGAUGACUUGUACAACGUCUACAGUGCAGUAGAGACCUCCAAAGAACUAUGGAGUGCACUUGAAAAGAAGUACAAAAUCGAAGAUGCUUGCUUGAAGAAGUUUGUGGUUGCCAAAUUCCUAGACUACAAAAUGGUGGAUGGAAAAACCGUUGGAACCCAAGUUCAAGAACUUCAACUUAUCUUCCAUGACCUUAUUGCUGAAGGUAUGGUAGUGAAUGAAGCGUUCCAAGAGGCUACAAUGAUUGAGAAGUUGCCGCCCUCAUGGAAAGAUUUCAAGAAUUAUCUUAAGCACAAGAGAAAGGAAAUGAAGUUGGAGGAUCUUGUGAUUCGUCUCAAGAUCGAGGAAGAUAACAAAACCGCUGAGAAGAGGUACCGUAAGAGUUCACCGAUUGAAUGGGCAAACGUCGUUGAAGAUGUUGCUCCGAAAAAGAACAAGAAAAGGAAGAGGCCUUCUGGAAAGAAGAAGGAUCCUAACAAGAAAAAUUCAAGGGUAACUAUUAUAAUUAAGGACAAAGAGAAAAACAAGGGUCAGGCAAACAUGGUGGUAGAUGUUGAUGACCUGUGUGCAAUGCUGUCUGAGUGCAACCUGGUUGGUAACCCAAAGGAGUGGUGGCUUGAUUCUGGCGCCACUCGACAUGUGUGUGCCGUUAAGGAAGCAUUUGCAACCUACACUCCUGCUGGACCCAAAGAGGAUCUAUACAUGGGAAAUACUGCAACAGCCAAAGUUGAAGGAUAUGGGAAGAUACUUUUGAAGAUGACUUUCGGAAAUGUGCUAACUCUCAACAAUGUUCUGCACAUUCCAACAAUUAGGAAGAAUUUAGUUUCAGCCGGACUACUCGUAAAAAACGGGUUAAAUAAGGAUGAAGCAAUUGAUGCAUUUAAGCAAUACAAAAACGAAGUGAAAAACCAAUUGAAUAAAAAGAUAAAAAUGAUUAGAAGUGAUAGGGGUGGAGAAUACGAAUCUCCUUUUGUAGAGAUAUGUUUAGAAUAUGUCAAAUGGAAUUGCGGAAAGGAAAAAUCGAACAUUAAAGGAGAUGAUGAAUGCUUUAUUAAUAAGUUUCGGUUUACCGCAGAGCUUAUGGGGGGAAGCUAUCCUUACAGCUAAUCGAAUACUCAACAG